Messenger RNA from Raphanus sativus (radish), 1971 nucleotides. Its product is annotated as putative pentatricopeptide repeat-containing protein At3g25060, mitochondrial. The transcript has a single exon. Gene Ontology annotation, molecular function: protein binding; RNA binding. The annotation marks the transcript as partial. Gene Ontology annotation, biological process: RNA modification. The record is from RefSeq and is a predicted model, not a curated record. NCBI's taxonomy places the organism in Eukaryota, Viridiplantae, Streptophyta, Magnoliopsida, Brassicales, Brassicaceae.
AAUCAGUCCGGUUCGUUUUGGUUAGCAAAGUUGGAUCUGAUAGUACCAUCGGAUUGGUCUGAAGAUUCUGACUGGUUUUGGUCCGAAAGAGAACAAAAAAAAACAACAAAACUUUUCUGCAUGUUAGUACAUCGGACUCUUCUGUGUCCAAGACGCCUCAAAUUCCUACUAUCAGCUACCAAACACAAGCGUCACAUCACUCAGAUCCACGCCUUCGCAAUCACCGCCGGUCACUUACUUCAUGGAAGCUUCAUCGCGCGCGACCUCGUCUCUUCCUUCGUACGAAUCUGCGAGAUCUCGCACGCCCGCAAGGUGUUCGACAAAUUACCUCAGAGAAACGUAUCUGUUUACAACUCCAUGGUCGCGGCGUAUUCCCGUGGAAACAAACCAGACGAGGUUCUGAGCCUUUACGACGAGAUGAUAGACGAAGGCGUUCGGCCAGAUAGCUCGACGUUCACUAUGACGAUCAAGGCGUGCUUGAAUAAUGCUAUGAUGGUGUUGGAGAGAGGAGAGGCGGUGUGGUGUAAAGCUGUGGAAUGUGGGUAUGAAAACGAUGUCUUUGUGUGUUCAUCUGUGUUGAAUCUGUACAUGAAGCGCGGGAAGAUUGAGGAAGCUGAAGCUCUGUUUGGGAAGAUGAAGAAAAGGGAUCUUGUGUGUUGGACAACGAUGGUGACAGGGUUUGCACAAGCUGGUGAGUCGUUGAAGGCGGUUGAGUUCUACAGAGGAAUGCAAAGGGAAGGGUUUGGUAGAGAUGGGGUGGUGAUGAUUGGUCUCUUGCAAGCUUCUGCUGAUCUCGGAGAUCAGAGAAUGGGUUGUUCUGUGCAUGGUUAUUUGAUCAGGACAGGUCUUCCUAUGAAUGUUGUGGUUGAAACCACGUUGGUUGAUAUGUAUGUAAAGGUUGGGUUUAUAGAGCUUGCUUCGAGGGUGUUCAGUAGGAUGAUGUUUAAAACCGCGGUCUCGUGGGGUUCGUUGAUCUCUGGGUUUGCUCAAAACGGGUUAGCUGAUAAAGCCUUUGAAGCUGUAGUGGAGAUGCAGAGCGUUGGGUUUCAACCGGAUCUUGUGGCUCUCGUUGGAGUACUCUUGGCUUGUUCUCAAGUCGGAUCGUUAAAGACAGGUCGAUCGAUACACUGUUAUAUCUUGAAAAGGCACUUUCUUGACAGAGUAAGUGCUACUGCUCUGAUGGACAUGUACUCAAAAUGCGGCGUUAUUGCAAGUUCGAGAGAAAUUUUCGAUCAGACAAGAAGGAAAGACUUGGUUUGUUGGAACACGAUGAUAUCUUGUUAUGGAAUCCACGGAGACGGUGAAGAAGUUGUAUCCAUGUUCGUGAAAAUGACGGAAUCAGACAUAGAACCCGACCACGCCACGUUUGCGUCUCUUCUCUCUGCGUUUAGCCACUUAGGUCUAGUGGAACAAGGCCAGCAUUGGUUCAGCGCCAUGAGAAACAGAUACAAUAUCAAACCGAGCGAAAAGCAUUUCGUUUGUUUGAUUGAUCUUCUUGCACGUUCAGGGAGAGUGGAAGAAGCUCUCGACGUGAUAAACUCCGAGAAACUUGAUAGUUCUUUACCCGUUUGGGUUGCUCUUCUCUCAGGAUGCAUUAUCCAUAGGAACCUAUCGGUUGGUGAGAGAGCUGCUGAUAGGAUUCUAGAGUUGAAUCCGGAUAGCACCGGAGUCCAGACGCUGGUUUGUAACUUCUUUGCAACUGCGAAAAAGUGGAAGGAAGUGGCCAAAGUGAGGAAGAUGAUGAGAAGUGGGGCCAUGGAGAAAGUACCAGGGUACAGUGUGAUCGAGGUGAAUGGACAGCUUAGAACUUUUCUCAUGGAGGAUCUGAGGCACCAUGAGCAUCAUCAGAUGUUGCAAGUGUUGAGGGACUUGAGUUCUGAGAUGAGAGAUGUGUAUACAUGUACAUCCGUUUCUGAAUGUUUACAAAGUUACAGUCCUUGAAAAGAUUAUGGUAUGGAAGUCUAUACAUCC